CUUGCGAAGACAACCGACAGACAGACAGCAGCAGAGCUUACAGCACAGAACAGCACAGAACAGCACAGCACAGCACAGCACUGCACAGCUCACAGCUCAUAGCUCACAGCUCAUUCUCGUGCUACCACUCGAAUUCGUACUCGUCGAACUAACAGUCGCGCCGCAAUUCGGGCUCUGCAUCGGCGUCCGUGUCGUCAGUAUCGGUAUCGGUGUCCGUAUCGGUCUCAUUUACGUUUUGUUCUGCUCAUUACUUCCAUUCACACUUGCCACAGCGACAAAAGUAAAUAUGCAAAUAGAAAAAUCGUACACAAAGCAAAUGUGAAAACCAAACAUAACCAAACAUGAAAUUAUUCAAAUCUGCGUGCACAUCGUGAACAAGUUGCGGUCUUCUGAUUUCACGGCGGCAAAUAUGAAAUCGGACUUCUCCUUUGACGAACUCUGUUCUGUGACAAACUCAGUUUUGCAUCUUGUCUCUAACGUUCGAACAUAAAGAUACAUAUUCUUCAAAUGCCUAUUAUCUGAAGAUAUUAAUUAUUAAAAAGCAGUCAAAGUUUGUGUUGUGUUGCAGAUAAAUUGCAAAAAUAUUCUAAUGAUACAAAUCGGAUAGUAUUAUAGUGCAUAUAUGCCUUGUUCAAAAGUGAUUCAAUUCAAUUGAGAUUCAAAGAAAUUAUUGCUUUAUUAAAGAUUAUUCAAGUGUAGGAGUGUCCGAGUGUCCGAGUGUCGGAGUGUCGUAGUUUUGGAGUGUCGAGGUGUCGAAGUGUUGGAGUGCAGAAGUUCAAAAGUUCAAUUAAUAAACGCUAAGCGAAGAACUUCACCUAUCAAGUGCUUAAAACAAUUUUCAAGGCAAUAAUAUGAUUUUCGAUCGGUAUGGUGUAUCAGGUAAUAGCAGCGAGGAGUACGAACAUGGUAUAGAACGUCUCGACGUUGGAAAAUACGUUCAAACGGUUCCGCAUUUAGUUCCGCCAGUACCACAUUUGCAAAUAUUAAACUGCAGCAGAUAUCAACAAAAGCAUCACCAACAGCAAGAACAUCAACAACAGCAAUAUCCUCCGAACUGCUAUAAUAUUCUUGAUAUGCAAAAUUUAUCCGAUAGUCAAACCUGCGAGAAAUCACCGCAACGGUCGCCAUACAAUGUCUCUUCACCACCACCAACUGCAGCAACGGCGGCUGCAGCAAUUAACCUGCAAUCACACCAGUACUCUCAGAUACACCAGCUGCUAAACAGCAGAAGAAUGCAUGCAGAGCGCUUCCUCUCUGAGAUAUCCCGCGCUAGAGAAUCUAUCUGUGAUUUAGACGUACAAGAAAGUGGAGUUUUUGCAAGAGUUCUUUUACAGAAGGGCACACGGUAUGGGCCUUUUCCUAUCAAGUUUUGCACCGAGCCCUUGGAUCGUAAUUUUGCGUACGAGGUUAUUGCUAAUACAAAUUCUCAAGGAUGGCUGGAACCGUCUGCGGAGGUUUCAAAUUGGACCCGAAAAAUUCGGCUGGUGAGCAAAAAUGAGGAGGCGAAUGUGAAAAGUUUAAUACUGUCCGGCUACCUUUUUUACGAAACAACGCAGAUUCUAAACGCUGGGGAAGAGUUAAAGUUUGACCCCAGCUGUAAAGCGCCCUUACAUGUUUCAGAGGGAUUUCUAAACGGAAAUUUUUCCUUACCGCUGACCGGGGAAAACGCCAAUGAACGGGAAAAAGGUGUCAUAUAUAACGGAAAUACAACAGGUGAUGAGGAUUUCAGUAAAGAAAAAGUCCCUGCCAAUCAGUCCGAAAAUAAUUUAUCUGACGACGAAAACGGUUUCGAUAUACGCUGUGAGGUCUGUGAUAAAACAUUUGCGGAUAUAGAACUCCUAGACGAUCAUUUGGUCGCUGUUCAUCACUUUCGAAAGAACGAAUUUUCCUGUGAGCUGUGCGCAAAACUUUAUUGCCAUAGACCUCUGCUACUUAAACACCGAGCCCUUGAUCAUAACGACGUUCGAAAAUAUCCCUGCGAAAACUGUACAAAGGUAUUUUGUGAUCCAUCAAACUUACAGCGCCAUAUUCGCAACCGCCACAUUGGUGCUAGAAGCCACGCUUGUCAUGAAUGCGGGAAAACGUUUGCGACAUCGUCCGGUUUAAAGCAGCACACUCAUAUACACUCAUCUGUUAAGCCCUUCCAGUGCGAAGUAUGUUUUAAGGCAUAUACUCAGUUUUCUAAUUUAUGUCGGCACAAGCGUAUGCACGCCGACUGUCGUAUGCAAAUCAAAUGUAAUAAGUGUGGACAAAGUUUCAGCACUGUAACUUCAUUAUCCAAACAUAAGCGGUUUUGUGAUUCAACAAGUAUAGUAACAACUCCAGUGGGGAUUGCUUCAGGACUUGCGCAGCAGUUAUCGCCACAAGUAACGCAGCCAAGAGUUUCAGUACCAGGAGCGAAUGCGUCUAAUCCCACAAUGGCUGCUCCACCAAAUCCGUUCUUUUUAUUCCGCUCACCGACACCAUUUUUUCCUGGUUUCCCAGGAGCCUAUGGCUUACAAGGAAUGUUUGCACAGAGUCAAGCAGCGCACAAUUCAAACUUUCCACUGAUUUUUCCAAAACCGAACUUGGAUUUACGGAUGCCAACAGCAAAUCAGUGUAAUUCGGAAGAGCCAAAGUUUGCUGCAAAUUGCACAAACCUUAAUAACUUAGACUUAAAUCAACACAUAAACUUUGACACUUUGCGUCACUCCCUGCCUACAAAAGUCAAUUACCAGCAAGGCACGAGAACAAACAGUUGCAACAAAAAUCAUAACUACCUUGAAAUUAAUGCCUCAGACGUAUACAGUACCUCCUGUCCAACACCAAAAAAUCGCAAUUCUUUUUUGCCUUCAGAUGAAGAUUCGAAUUCAUCAAGUUUUGCACUUAAAUCUCCACCUUCAGAGUCGAUGUUUGAAGGUAUCACAAAUGGCGCGAAAUAUGAAAAACGCAACUCAGAAGAUGAUAAGAAAUCCAUAGAUAUUAUAAACACUCCACCACCGGUUGAAAGUAAUUUACAGCAGUCGAGCAGUACGGAGUUGCCACUAGAUCUAAGCGUCAACAAAAAACAAAAACGAAAAGAAAAUAGUGACAUUAUGUUGGAAAAAUUAUCGAAAAAGAUUAAAACUGCUAACGAAAGUGAGAAAGGAAGUUAUGAAAGAGAAAAUGACAACAAUAGUGAACACAAAGUACAACAAGAGUCCAACCCAGACCUAGACGCUGAUCAAUCAAAUAUUAGCGCAAAAAGUCCAUCUGAAAUAAAUUCAGUAUGCUUGUCAUUUUAUAAAAAUUCGGUGCCAUCAGUAUCACCUUGUCCAACACCAUCACCAUCACCGCCAAGCAACGAUUUACAAAGUGGUAAUGGAGAGAGUUUACCAGCAAUGGCCUGCCCACAACCUAUUCAUCCAAUGUUUCUGGACGAAAUAUAUCGAACGAAUGCAUUAGCGGCAUUUCAAAGACCAUUUAAUUUUUUAGGCUCAAUGAGUGGACGGUCUUGCUUUGAGCGCACGUCAAACUUGGCCGUGCAUACGAACGGCAAUGAACAUUUUCCACCUGAACACACAUUUCGAGAAGCUUUACGAGCAACAAGUCUUUCAAGUAGAGUUCUACAAGCUACCACAGGCAAAAUUAAAGAUCGCUAUACGUGUAAAUUCUGCGGUAAAAUGUUUCCACGCUCAGCCAAUCUCACUCGGCAUCUUCGUACACAUACCGGAGAGCAACCUUACACGUGCAAAUAUUGCGAUCGUGCUUUCUCUAUUUCAUCAAAUCUACAGCGCCAUGUACGCAAUAUACAUAACAAGGAACGUCCAUUCCGUUGUCAUUUAUGUGAUAGGUGCUUCGGCCAACAAACAAACCUAGAUCGCCAUCUCAAGAAACACGAAGUCGAUACAACCGGCCUUGGUUUAAACAUCGGUGAUUCCCCUUCAUCAAAUGAAGCAGACAGGGAAGAAUCAUAUUUCGAUGAAAUACGCACAUUUAUGGGUCAAGUAACGUAUAACGAGAAUUUAUAUACACCAACCAGUAUUCCAGGAGCAGAAAACGACACUGACUAUGCUGGCAGUGAUGCCGAAAAUGAUAUUUCAAUAUCUCGAUCAUCCUCAGCCGAUGUCAUACUAUCCGAAUCGAAAGAAACAAUAGCAAAGCAAAGCGAUAAAAGUAUUCGGACACUCUCAUAAAAUCAAUUGCUAAGCAAUUUAUUAAUUCUACUCCUCGAGUUCUGCACUAUCGCCAACAGCGUAUCAACAACUACCUACAAUACUAUAUGCCAAUCAAAUCAACUUUCGGAGAUGAUAGCACGACAUGAAAACCACUUCAGAGAAGCCAUUCACUUUCUUCUAUUUAUUACAAUAUUGGCUUCUUUGCAAAAUAAUUUAAGUAUUUUAAGAUAUUCAAAUUUAUGCACCCAAAGAAGUACAUCAAUGGGAUGCGUAUAGAUAUUUAUAGAACUAUAUAUUGCUUUUGACAUUUUGAAGGCUUUAAUUUUUUCUAAAUGAUGGCUAGUAUUACAGAGAAGUAUCAGAUAUCUGAUUAAUAUUUAUCGUAUGUAUAAGAACGAAACUUUCUGAACA
This is a messenger RNA of Teleopsis dalmanni, 4547 nucleotides long. Its product is annotated as transcription factor hamlet. The coding region runs from base 852 to 4154 and encodes 1100 amino acids. Lineage: Eukaryota; Metazoa; Arthropoda; Insecta; Diptera; Diopsidae. The transcript has 8 exons. Gene Ontology annotation, cellular component: nucleus. The record is from RefSeq and is a predicted model, not a curated record.